Messenger RNA from Cuscuta epithymum, 2748 nucleotides. The record is from the annotation of a GenBank genome assembly. Lineage: Eukaryota; Viridiplantae; Streptophyta; Magnoliopsida; Solanales; Convolvulaceae.
GUCCAAGUAAAAAUAUCCUAAUAAAACAUGAAUAAAUUUAGAGGAAAAGAAUUAGGAGUAUUACGCCCUUCUGAUUCGUGUCGGUUCGGCAAAUACAUCAAACGCUUCAAUAGGCCGGAGGCGAAACGUAGAAUUAUAGAAGUAUUUGGAUUUACAUCUCCGGUUUGGAAUUUGAAUGGGUGGUUUCAGACAGUUAUUAAUUGGAAGAGUUCGGAAUCACAAAGUUUCUACUUCCUACUGGUAAAACCUUGUAAUUACGCCGGUUUUCCGAUCGAAAUGCCGCCGCUGCCAUCAUUGCCGGAUGAACUCAAAAUUGAAAUCCUCACCAGAUUACCCGUAAAGUCUCUGAUGCGUUUCACUGCAGUGAGUAAGUCAUGGCGCUCUCUCUUCACGGAUUCCGGAUUCGUCUCAGCACACCUGUCUAAAGGAGCUACCGAACAAUUUUUCUGUAACUAAGAACGACCUGAAUACUCGUCGUUUUGCUCUUAUCAAAGAUGGAGAAAAUCUCGACGGCAAUCUCACGAUACAACUUGGACCAAUCGUCAAACCUGACAGGGAAUUCCCUCUUAGUUUUUUUUCUUUUUUCAAUCCCAAGGAUUCUGCAGAGAUCGAAAUCGUGGGCAGUUUCGACGGAUUGCUUUGCUUAUGCUUUCUCCGUCCAGAUUCUCACCCCUUAAUUAUGUUAUGGAACCCUUCAAUUCGAAGACACUUGGUGUUACCACCUCCCUCCAUUCUCCCUCCUCCAAGGAAAGGUAGUCACGCAAUCGGAUUUUGUGUAGCCAAGAACGGUGAUUAUAGGGUCGUGUGGGUCCAUGAAAAGCCUAUGUCUGUUGAAAUCUACUCUUUGAAUUCAGGUAAGUGGCGGAUUCUACAAUUCGAUCAUGAUUUGUUUCCUACAAGGUGGUUGUAUAGUGGUCAAGUUAUUGUGAAGGGUAUGAUGCAUUGGGUUGGAUGUGAGGAUCUUGAGGAUGACUACAUGUACAUUAGUCGUACAAUCACUUCAUUUGACAUAAAUGAAGAGAUAUUAAGAAACAUACCAAUCCCGGAAAAGUUAAAAUAUUUUGGAGAGGAUGUAAGUACAAGUAUUGCUCUAGUUAGGGAGUCACUUGGUAUGAUGGAGAUGUAUAAUCAUUUUGAAUGUGACAUUUGGGUGAUGCAUGAAUAUGGAAAUAUUGACUCCUGGACUUGGCUAUAUAAAAUUGAUUUCAUGUCAACAUAUGAUGAUUGGCCGCUACCUAUAGUAUACGCAUUGAACACUUGGAAGAAUGAAGGGGUUUUUUCCGGGUCACGGCAACUCCUAUAUUUUGUGGAUGAUAAUCCGUACAUUGUGCCGGAUGGGGAAUAUGGUGACCAUCAUCUUGACUAUGUAACUAAGUAUUUUGAGAGCCUUGUUUUGCUCGGAAACAAAGAUGCCAUUGCAGAUGUGCAUUUGCUUCACGUUGUUGCAGAUUCAGGGCGCAUGGAAGAGGAGAAUGCAGGUGGUGGACAAGCGAUAUAGCACUUCAACGGCAGAGAUUUAUAAUACUCCAAAUGGUAUCAGAUAUAAGCUACAUCAAAGAUGGGAAAUUGUGAACUGUAAAUUUUACAUUAGCAUAAAUAAGUUCAUGAUGCCUCUACGCAGUAGAGUAUAGCUUUCGGUAUGAUAGUAGCAUAGUUAUUCUCAGGUAGUCCAUUCUGUGGUGGCAGUGCUUCAUGCGUGAUUGCGUUUUUAACAAUAUCAUUUAGUUUCUUGUUAUAUGAUAUUGUUAUGCUUAAAUAUCUUUAAGUGUGCAUAGGUUUUCAACAAAUGCCUAAGUGUUCCAUUUUGUUUUGGAGCAUAUUUUAGGCAUGUGGUAUAAGAGUUGUUUCCUUCUUUGGAUUUGAUGGCCGAAACUAUAUAAGAGGAAGAUGCAAAAGUUCAUUCAAGCUGUAGGAACCUUUUUUGCAUCAGGGUAGGAAGUUCCACCAAACUACUAGAAGUAGCAUUGCUUGUUAGCUCUCUCAUGGUUUUUGCAUUGGGAUUUAGUAACGGUUAGCUGUCACAUAACAUCACGCUAUUGAAGAGAGGCUCUAGGGACUUGGUACUUCUAGCGCCAUUUAAUGAGAGUUGAAAGAGCGCUAUUUUCAAACUGUACCAUCCACUUAUAACUUUGUUGAUGUAACCAUCUCUUCUGCAAAAUAACUUGGCCUUGAUUCAAUCUUCUUAUCACGGUUGGUGUAAAGUAUGAAAUAAUGUGUCCUUGUCCUUGGCUUCUCAUUGUCGCCAGUUUCUUCUUAUCGCUGCUGAAAUAGGGUAAAAUACACAGUACAGCCGGCUGUACCGUGCGCACGGUACAGCCGGUCUUUUUUAGGACUUCUGCGCUUCUUCGAUCUUGUUCCCUGCUUCUCGCCUGGCUUCUCCGAUCUCUGUCCCUGCUUCGUCCUGCUUCUGCGGUGCUUGCGAAGAACUUCAAGCUCCAAGCAGGCAACUCCUCUGACAGCUCUCUUCUCCUCAAGCUCUCCUCUAGCCACUCUCUUCUCCUCUAGCAGAGCUACGCAAGAGACGGCGGCUCUAGGUGAUUUCUUUGUUGGUCGGGAAGAAGUAUGCAGGGAAGACAAAUUGGAAGAUGAUUUCGAAGAUUUGAGUUCAUAUUUCUUGAUGACGAAUCUGAAAUGAGUUUAUAUUUAACUCAAAUGAGUAUAAGCUUAAAAAGAAUGAACAUACACAAAUAAAUAUCGAGCAUAUUAAAAAUGAGUUUUAUGUAAAACUCAAAUGAGUAUACAACCGAA